UAUAAAUAGGAGAAAGGAGUUGAAGGUGGAAACACAUAGAAAUGCAAACAUGUCUCCAAACACAAACACUUAUACUGGCAUGCUUGUGCUUAUCUUUGUUCACCUUUAUUGCCUUAUGUUGCUAACGUCCUCUGAGUCAGAGUUGAUUGAGUGCAUUCCAAGUGAGCGCCAAGCACUUCUAAGAUUCAAGCAUCAUCUCACUGACCCUUCCAACAGGCUCUCUUCUUGGAAUGCUUCCAAUUCCAACUGCUGCCACUGGGAUUAUGUUGUUUGUAGUCAUCUAACUUUCCACAUCCUUCAACUUCACCUCAACACUACACCAGAUUAUGAUGAAUACGCUUACGAGAGGUCCAGCUUUAGUGGAGCGAUAAAUGAUUCUAUUGUUGAAUUGAAACAUCUGAAUUACUUGGACUUGAGCGAUAAUAGUUUUGGAGGUAUGCAAAUUCCUGCUUUCCUUUUUCGAAUCACCUCCGUAACUCACCUUGACCUCUCUUAUUCCGAUUUUUAUGGCAACAUUCCUCAUCAGAUUGGGAAUCUCUCUAAUUUGCUCUAUCUUGACCUAUCAUAUGUUGCCUAUGGAAAACUUCCACAUCAAAUUGGCAAUCUCACCAAUUUAAUCCAUCUUGGCCUCCAAAGUGAUUAUUAUGGUAACUCAUUGGUAGUUGAAAAUGCUGAUUGGCUUUUGGGUCUUACCUCCCUUGAAUAUCUUGAUUUGAGUGGUUUAGACUUACGUGAUUGUAGUUUGGGUGAUUAUAAGCAACCAUCCGAACUUAACUUUUCUUCCCUGCUUUCUCUUAGCAUUUCUGUUGCUCCCAAGUGGGUCUUUCAGUUGAACAAACUUGUUUCUCUUACAUGCGGUUCAAUUUAUUAUGCCUCGUCUGAUAUUGGAGGUCCAAUUCCCGAUGGUAUUCAAAACCUUACCAUGCUUGAAAAUCUUGAUUUGUCAUUCAAUUCAUUCUCAUCCCAUAUACCAGAUUGGUUAUACGGUCUUCAUCGUCUCAAAUCUUUGAAGUUAAGAGGUAGCUAUUUGACUGGGGCUAUUUCUAAUACUUUGGGGAAUUUGACUUCUCUUGUUACCCUUGAUUUGUCACACAAUCAGUUUGAAGGAGCAAUUCCAACUCUUUUGGGGAAUCUGACUUCUCUUCUUGAUCUCUCCAGCAACAACAUUAUUGGAGAAAUUCCUCAAUCAUUCGCAAAGCUUUCCUCAUUAAGAUUUGUCGAUUUCUCAGAAAAUCAACUUACUGGAAAUCCAUUUAAAUUUCUUGCAUCAGCUGCAAAAUUGUUAUAUCUUGCCAUAGAUGACAAUUUAUUUCAAGGGAUUGUACAUGAAGAUGACCUUGCGAAUUUCACUGCUUUACGUGUGCUUUCAGCAUCAAGUAACAAUUUCACUUUGAAAGUGCAUCCCAGUUGGAAACCAAAAUUUCAACUUUUUCAUUUGAAAAUGAGCUCGUGGAAGUUAGGUCCAAGCUUUCCAUCAUGGAUUCGGUCACAAAAUCAUCUUCAAUAUUUGGAUCUAUCUAACGCAGGGAUUUCUGAUUCCAUUCCCAUUUGGUUUUGGGAAACAAGUCAUCAUUAUGAUUAUUUGAACUUCUCUCACAAUCAUAUUCAAGGCAAGCUCCCAAAAGAAUUAAAGAUUUUAGAAUUCGAUGGAGCAGUUGAUCUUAGCUCAAACAAUCUUCAUGGAAAUUUACCCUUUGUGAGUGAGAAUGUGGUUUGGCUAGAUCUCUCACAUAAUUCAUUUGAUGGGUUAUUAAUGGAUUUUCUUUGUCAAAAAUCUCACAAACCAAAAUGGUUACAAAUCCUCAAUCUUGCAUCAAACAAUUUAUCUGGAGAAAUUCCCAACUGUUGGAGGAUGUGGCCACAACUAGCGGAUGUCAACUUAGAAAGCAACUGUUUUAUUGGAAGCUUGCCCUCUUCCAUGGGCUCUUUAUCAAGCCUACAAUAUUUGCAUAUACGUAACAACACACUCUUUGGAAAAUUUCCUGUCAGUUUAAAGGAAAACAAGGAGUUGAUUUUGUUGGAUCUUGGAGAAAAUAAGCUCACAGGGAAUAUUCCAAGAUGGAUUGGAGAAAGGUUGGUAAAUUUAAAAUUUCUUCGGCUGCGAUCCAAUAAUCUUUCAGGUACCAUUCCCAACGGAUUAUGUGAUAUGAAGUUUCUCCAAGUUUUGGACCUUGCACUAAAUAAUUUGUCAGGCAAUAUACCAAAUUGUUUGAACCAUUUGAGUGCCAUCAUAAAUAAAACUAGUGCAAUUUCGUCCUUCCAGGAAUCCAUGGGAUAUGCAAGUGAUACUAUAAGCAUGAACCUAUGGGUGAAAGAUAAAGAUGCUGAGUACAACAUCAUUCUGGGCUUAGUGAAAAAUAUUGAUCUUUCAUCUAAUAAAUUGUCGGGGGGAAUACCAAUGGAAAUCACAAACCUAACCGGUCUGAUUUAUUUGAACUUGUCCAAGAAUGAGUUGACUGGCCACAUCCCUCAAAGUAUUGGCAAUAUGGAGUCAUUGGAAUCCAUUGAUUUCUCAGGCAACCAACUCACAGGGGAGAUCCCUCAAAGCAUCACAAACUUGAACUUCCUGAACAAGCUAGACUUGUCCUACAAUCACUUGGACGGACAAAUCCCAACGGGCACUCAGUUGCAAAGCUUUGAAGCAUCCAGUUUUGUUGGCAACAAGCUAUGUGGUCCACCAUUGCUGCUCAACUGUACCAUGGACGGGGAAGUUCCUGAUGAUGAUGCUAAUGAAAAUGAAAAAGAGAGAAAGAAUCAUGGAGUGAAGUGGCUGUUUGUGAGUGUGGCUUUUGGAUUUAUAGUGGGAUUUUGGGGAUUUAUCGGUCCACUGUUCAUAUUCAAAUCAUGGAGGUAUGCCUAUUACCGUUUCCUUGAGGAUGUGUGGUACAAACUUCAAUCAUGUUUGUGA
Messenger RNA from Arachis duranensis, 2908 nucleotides. Its product is annotated as receptor-like protein EIX2. NCBI's taxonomy places the organism in Eukaryota, Viridiplantae, Streptophyta, Magnoliopsida, Fabales, Fabaceae. The transcript has 3 exons. The record is from RefSeq and is a predicted model, not a curated record. Bases 50 to 2908 code for a protein of 952 amino acids. Gene Ontology annotation, molecular function: protein binding.